This is a messenger RNA of Panicum hallii, 1699 nucleotides long. RefSeq lists its product as uncharacterized. The coding region runs from base 22 to 1533 and encodes 503 amino acids. The transcript is spliced from 7 exons. Lineage: Eukaryota; Viridiplantae; Streptophyta; Magnoliopsida; Poales; Poaceae. The record is from RefSeq and is a predicted model, not a curated record.
CCCCCCGCGCGGGGGACACCCAUGGCGGUCGAGGGGAUGGGGUCCGUGGUCGCGACGGUGAGCGGGUACCACGGCGACGAGCGGCACAGGCUCAUCAAGCUCAUCUCAGAGUCCGGCGCCAGCUACGUCGGAGCCAUGAGCAGGUCCAUCACCCACUUGGUGUGCUCGAGGUUCGAGGGGAAGAAGUACGACAUCGCGAGGAAGCUCCGGACGCGCGUCGUCAGCCACCGGUGGUUCCUGGAGUGUCUCAGGGAGGGGAGGCGUCUCCCGGAGGGCCCCUACUUGAUGGAGAGUGGUGAAGAAGCAGGACCAGUCCCAGAGCUGCCUGCUCGUCCUUGUACACGAGGCAAGAAAAAUGCAGCCACAGAGGGUAGAGUUUUGAAAGAGUUACCUGAUGAUUUCUGUGAUACUCCUACGGCCAGCCAUACUAUUAAGCUUGAUGAUUCAGAUUCUGAUAUGGAGCAUCAGACAUUGUCUGAAUCAUCCCUACUAAAAGAAAAUUUUGGUGAUGGGGACUCUGAGAAGAAUGAUUUAUCAGAUGUUAAGCAAAGAAGAAAACGUUUGAAGUGUUUUAAAAAAUCAAUGGAUAAAGAUGUUCUACACCUGCAGGACAAUGUGUCAAGUGUCAUGGCAAGACAACGCCUUCAUGAGUCAAGCCACACAACGUCCAGGAGCACAUCGAAACAGAAGGGAGAAAGGAACGAUCUCACAGAAAGUGAUAGUUUGUCUGACAGCUUUCAUGAACCUCAGACUUUGGAUACUCUGUCUAUAGGAGCGGGAAGAAAAUUUACCAAGACAAACUUAUUAUCAUCAUCCCUUCGGCAAAGUACCCUGGAUUCAUUGUACGAAUAUGGCGAAACUAGUAGGCAUGAACCAGACAGAAGAAAAGAGCUAAAAAACGCUGACUUAAGGGAGAGUUCAACAAGCUUGCCUCCAUAUGAUUUGUCUGGACAGGAACCAGCUUUCUGUACUCAGGAGCAAAAAGACAAAUAUAGCCUUGGCACUCUAGGUGAUGAUGAAUUGGGAUACGACAAGAAACUCACAGAAAAAUCAUCUAAUUUAGAAAGGCAAGAAGAAUUAUCAUGCGUGAUAUGUUGGACAGAUUUUUCUUCUACAAGGGGCAUCUUACCAUGUGGACACCGAUUCUGUUAUUCAUGCAUUCAAGGAUGGGCAGAUUGUCUGGCUUCCGGGGGGAAAGUCUCAACAUGUCCCCUUUGUAAAGCCAGUUUCACAUGGAUCACUAAGGUGGAUGAGGCAGGCACCUCUGAUCAGAAGAUAUACUCACAGACCAUUCCUUGCGAAGCUUCUACCGAUGUUUCUGUGUUCCAUAAUGAAGGCUAUGACUUCUCUCGAUUCUGGACUCGGCCAGGAGCAUGCUUCCAGUGCCACAGCCGUGAACCUGAGGAGCUUCUUCUAAGCUGCCAUGUCUGCAGGUCGCAGUGGGUGCACUCGUACUGCCUUGAUCCUCCACUGACCCCGUGGACAUGUUUGCAUUGCAGGGGUAUGCGUAUGAUGUAUCACCGCUAUCGCUAGUCUAAAAUUGGAAUAGUCGUGCCAUAGUCUCCUUAUUAGAAUAGUCUGUUUGAGAUUUUAGAGGGAACCUGUAUCCGAAUUUCGUGACAGUUCUUGCCAAAGAACGAAUAAAUUGCUGUGUACCUGUAAGUGGACAUGAUAGAGAUUCGGGGUGUACUGUCAAAUC